UUAAAACUAUCCUUAAAAUCCCAUUGAAUCCAUGUUUUGAUUUUAUUUUUAAUUAACGAGACCAAAACCGGAAGUGCUACAUUGGCUACCUUGACAACAGCGGGAGGUAACGACGAGCAGCUGCGGCAGAUGACAGCACGCGCGGCGGUGCGCUGGAACCAUAACUGAGUAGCGGACACCACAAAUGGCCUCGGAGCCCACGAAUUGAAGCAUGGGCUCCGUGGCACCGCAGCCAUGGCUAGAUCCACCAACAGAAGCGCCGAGGACGGGGACUCACGUGUAACGGCCCCCACGGAACGCGGAGAGACGCGGGACCUGGCCGAGCCCCGGGAGCUGUCUCUGGAGGAGGUGCUGAAGUCCUACGAGCAGCCCAUCAACGAGGAGCAGGCAUGGGCGGUGUGCUACCAGUGCUGCAGCGGGCUCAGAGUGCCCCGCCCGCCGGCGGGAAGGGCCGGCCGGGUGAAGGACCCGUCCUCCAUCCUCCUCCAGCGGGACGGGACGGUGUCGUUACGGCCGGAGCCCCCAUGCGACGAUGGUGCUGACGGGCCUCCUGAUCCUCCCAAUGCAGAGCGUCAGCUGGUCCAGUCGCUCGGCGUGGCCAUCUACCGCGCUCUGGACUGGGGCCUGGAUGACAGCGAGGAGAGGGAGCUCAGCCCGCAGCUGGAGCGCCUCAUCGAGCGCAUGGCCGGCGGGGACCAGGCCGGAGAGGUCCACAGAACCACCGGGAGCAGCACCACGGAUGAAGGCUACAGCGGGCAGGAGGAGGAAGAGGAGGAAGACGAGGAGCAGGGCAAAGCCAUAAGGCCGGUGUGCACGUUUCGCCAGGUGAUGGUGCUGUGUGCAUCUCGCCUGGCCAACCCAAGUCUGGCGCCUGAGCACUACCAGGCCGUCUGCCGGGCUCUGUUUGUGGAGACUAUGGAGCUUCAGACCUUCCUCAUCAAGAUAAGAGAUGCAAAGGAGAUGCUGAAGAAGAUAUCCACAGAAGAGGCUCCAGAAGACAGAUCCACGGCCGAACUGGACACGCUCAAACACAAAGACUGGGCUCGCCUGUGGGUGCAGCUGAUGAAGGAUCUCAGGCAGGGGGUGAAGCUAAAGAAGGUGCAGGAGCAGCCGUUUAACCCACUGCCCACCGAGUUCAGCCUCACCCCGUUCGAGAUGCUGAUGCAGGACAUCAAAGCCCGCAAGUUCCAGCUGCGCAAAGUCAUGGUGGAUGGGGACAUUCCCACCAGAGUGAAGAGAAAUGCCCAUGAACUGAUCCUGGAUUUCAUCCGAUCGAGACCCCCACUUAAACCAGUUUCAGAGCGCAGCCUCCCCCCUCCCCCCCCACAGCAGCAGUGCCUCCAUGACCGGGUCUUGGCAGGAAUCAAACAGGAGAGGAAGCUGAGGCCCGUGGUCCCGGACAGCAGCAGAGCGUUUGGCUCUCUGCCCUGUCUGGCUCAGACCUGCCCUUGCAGUGUCAAAUCUACGUCAUGCAUCGACCUGUCCGUGUCGGAGCUCGGGCCCCGGCCGCCAUCCCGCCCUCGCAUCCUGCUCAAGGCCCCAACGCUGGCCGAGAUGGAGGAGAUGAACACAUCAGAGGAGGAAGAGUCCUCAGACAGCGGCGAGCUGAGGAGGGCAGAGAGCUCCCCCACACCUCUGAAGAGGGACCGGUCCUUCUCUGAGCACGACCUGGCCCUGCUCCGCGGGGAGAUGCUUCCCUCUCUGUCGGAGUCGGCCCAGCUGGGCGACGCGGUCAGACUGCGGGAUGUGAGGCCUCGCUCCAGGACGCUGACGGGCACCGGGCCGCCUCCUCUGUACAGAGCCUCUUUCCCAGUUCACGGCUGGGUGCCGCCCUCUCCCGCUCGGCUGUCUCUGAGUUCGGUUGAUGAGGCCACAGAGGGACCAGAGACGACUUCAGGCUCCAGGCAUGAAGACAAGCACCAGUGGAUGGAGGAGUUCAGCCACCCUGUGGAGAGUCUGGCUUUGACGGUGGACGAGGUCAUCAAUGUGCGGCGAGUGCUGGUCAAAGCGGAGAUGGAGAAGUUUCUUCAGAACAAAGAGCUCUACAACAACUUGAAGAGAGGAAAGGUCUGCUGCUGCUGCAGAGUCAAAUUUCCCCUCUUCUCCUGGCCCUCUACCUGCUUACUGUGCAAAAGGUCAGUCUGUGGGGCCUGCAGUGCAAAGAUGAAGAUCCCCUCCAAGAAGAUGGCCCAUAUUCCUGUGUACACUGUGGGCUUCCACAGCACUCCAAAGAGCCAUGGACACAAAAGUCAAGUGUAUAAGUCCCUGCGCAGUUUGUCCCGCCGCUCGGUGGAGGAGGAGUUCCCCCACCUGUACGCCCACGGCUGCACGCUGCGCGACGUCUGCGCCGAGUGCACCAAGUUCGUGGCCGACGUGAUUUCCUCCAGCCGCCGGAGCCUGGACAUCCUCAACAACACCCCCAAGAGGGAGGCCCGAGCGGCGGCCGGCGCCCAGAGACCCCAGCUGCAGCGCCAGUCCCACCUGGAGGCGUUCCCCCACCCACAGCCUCGCGCCCCCCCGCCGCCCGGCGCCGCGAACCACUGAGCAGAUCAACAGACACUGAGCACACCGUGCGCACAUCCACAGAGGAACUCUGGUUCUGUGGGGGUUCUGCCGGGUCCUGGCCCGGCUCACAGAGACAAGCCGAUUCAGUUAAACACUAAUGAAACAUAUAAUCCAGUGAGGUGCUUUAGAUUCUUUAAAAAAAAAAGCUGGGUUGGAGCAUUAAAUGCAUCAUUUAAUGGUUGUUAUGACAUGUUUGAACGUAGGAGAAAUUUUUCUGGAGCGGCAUCGAAGCUUUUGUAGCGGAUUCUGCUGAUUCUGAACCACGUCUGCUUCUUCACGUAGCUGCAUCGUCCUCCUCAUCACACCCCCUCCUCACUCACACACACACACGCACACACACCUGCACGAUUCACUGAGUGGGGUUUUACUGAGACGAGCCCUCUGUGUGGUCAGCAGUGGAGGCUGAGGGUGUCCGUGAGGGCGGAGCGGGGCUGGGUGGGCGGUGAGGCUGUGCAGCACAGCAUGAGCAUUUCAGCUCUGUGGGAUCGCCUUGUUUUUGUCAUGAAUGUAUCUUAGAUCAAACUAAAAGCUUGCACGCAGCAAAGCAUUGUUUAUUUUUACCCGCCCAAAGAGGGAUUUGUAACAAACGGCUGCUGCUGCUGCUGCUGCUACCGAGGCCUCUUUUGCAAAGCUUGUGUAGUCCAGACGGAGGUUUGAUGGCAGCGACACUGUGAAUGUAACCGGGUGAAGCUGCACCUUUUAACCCACGCAGCAUGAAGAGCGAGCAGACCAAACCCCCGCCUCUCACACUCCCCGCGGACGCUUGCAAUCUGCCCUGGUUUUUUGUAGACAUGAAGCAAACCUCAGCUGCAAUAAAAUCUAACAACAAACGCAACGCUGGAUCUUUGAGUUUUAAUGUUUGUUUUGUUUAGACAUUGAGCCUCAGGAAAACAUAAGUAAGUCAGAUGUGAGGCCGUCGGUCCCACAGCUGAUGCUGGGCUGAAACUGGACCACCAACAGGACAAAGACCCCAAAUCCACAACAGAGAGUCUGAAAAAGACCAGAAUCCAGGAGCUGAAGGGUCCAGCCAGAGACCAGACCUCCGCCUGACUGAAUGCUGUGAAGACCUUCAGAGAGCUGAAGCAACGAUGGAGAGAAAAGAGGGACCAAACUCCUCCAGAGACUGACAACGACACCCAAAAAUCGACUUACUGCUGAUUUAGGAGCUUCUACCAGCUGCUGGACC
Molecule: messenger RNA, 3751 nt
Organism: Menidia menidia (Atlantic silverside)
Lineage: Eukaryota; Metazoa; Chordata; Actinopteri; Atheriniformes; Atherinopsidae
Source: the annotation of a GenBank genome assembly